ACUCUGAGAUUUUCGCCGCUCGUCCUCCACCAUGGAAGGGUCUCAUGUAGCUAUGCAGAAGGAAGGGGAAACUAGUUCUCAUGAAAAACAAAAGAGGAAACUGAAGACUCCUGCGCAAGUUGAGGCACUAGAGGAACUUUACAAUGAGCACAAGUAUCCUAGUGAGGCAAUGAAAUUGGAAUUUGCUAAGAAAAUAGGUCUUUCUGAAAAGCAGGUUUCUGGAUGGUUCUGCCACAGAAGACUGAAAGAGAGGAAGAUUUUGCAAGGUGAAAUUUAUACAAAUGGAAAACAAAAUCUUUCUAGCAGUGGUAUACAUGAUCUCAUUAGUGGGAUUAAACAAGAAUCCUGUAGCAGUACCAAACAAGUGGAUAGAAACCUUGAUUCUAAAGAAGUAGAAAGUAAAAUGUAUUAUGCUUAUAAAUCUUCUUCUGAUGCACUUGCAUGUGAAGCUCACAAUAAACAUCCGCAUAUCGGAAAUAAUCAUGUGGCAGAAGAUAGAUCUUCAGGUGGUAAUUCAGCAUCUCAAGGCAGCCUUUUACAAAGUAAUGAGAACCUUUACGUUGCACAACCUUCUAGGUACAAACUUUGUGAUGAUAGUAGCUUGUUGAUGAGCAACAAAAACACUGUCAUAAAGAGCGAAGAUCAUCUGGUGAAUCCAAGGUAUUCAUUUUUGCAAGAUGAGACUGAUUCCCCAGCUAUUUCUGCACUUAAGUGGAACCUAGGAAGGCAUUAUCGUGAAGAUGGCCCUCUUCUUAGCUUUGAGUUUGACCCCCUUCCUCCUGGUGCAUUUGACUCACCAGUUCGGGAUUCAAAAUGUGAGCCCUACUAUGUUGGAGAUUCCAUGCAACACGACUCGUCUAGCUUCUAUAGGAGUAUCAAUGAGCAUAGGGUGUAUGAUAAAUACUAUGCUGAGAAGCUUGCCAGCGAGGCUUGUCAAGAACAAAGGAGCUCAAAAAGGACAAAGCCAGGAUUUAUUGAUUCCAAUGAGAUCACCAACUUAGGGUCAACACAGAAUGCCAUCCCCAAUCAUGUUCAAUAUCAGGCCAUUUCCAUAGACGAGACUGAGAAAUCUAUGAAUCGAACUUCUUGUUUCGAUGGCAGAAAUAAUUUGAGAUUUCUCAAUUCUAAAACAGAAUGGGGAUAUGGCUGUAAAGAUGGCUACAAUGUGCAACAAAAUUCUCAGAGCACUAAUAUAAAAAAUUAUUUUCCUUGCCCCAACUACGAUACUGAAGUGUUCCAGGGUGAAUACUUUGAUACUAAGCCCUUCGUAGCAGCACCAAAGAAAUAUGACUCUAUUAGCUCAGAAUGCUGGCAUCAGCCUCAAAAAAUUCUGAAGGAUAAUACCAGAAACGAGAACACUAAAAGAAAUCACUCUGCAAUUCAACCAGACAUGUUUAUAAAAAGCAGAAAUAACAGAAUUGAGAAAGUGAAUGGCAUAGGACUGUGGAAGCAACAGUGUCCUGUUAAAGGUCUAGAGAAGCCUGCACGUCAAGUACCAUUGAUAAGGCAUCAUUUGGACGUGGACUCCAAUCUCCAUCAAGAUGUGUCAGGGGACACCUCCUUAUCCUUGGACUAAAAGAAUGGAUAUUCCCAUCGAGUUUUUGGGUGAAAUUUUAAUCCAAAGGUGUGUACAGAGAUGCAUGGACGUGAUCAAAGCCUUAAAUGCUCACAUAUUUCAUUGCAUCAACAACCUAACAAUUAACCAGAGAUAUCUUCUCCAAAUUUAUGCUGCGUUUGGAUGGUUGCAGCCACUCGUGUAUAGAGCUUAUGUUUGUAUAGUUUGCUAGCCUCUCUCUCUCUCUCUCUCUCUCUCUCUCUCUCUCUCUCUCUCUCUCAUCCUUUUGUAUAUGCUCCUGUUAUCAUAUGUGUAAAUGCACAUAUUUGCCUUAUUAACUCGUUGAAGUUUGGGUACUUGAAGUUUUGUGAAGGAGGCCCUAACGUUUUGGCUCCUGUAAAAUGCUUAGAUGUGUCUCAAAAUUUGAAUUUCUGAAUACGACCUUGUAUAAUUUAUUAAUUUGUCCAGCAAUGUGAAAAGCUGUGCAAUUUUAAGGAAGAAAUUCUUUGGUGA
Messenger RNA from Dendrobium catenatum, 2068 nucleotides. RefSeq lists its product as uncharacterized. NCBI's taxonomy places the organism in Eukaryota, Viridiplantae, Streptophyta, Magnoliopsida, Asparagales, Orchidaceae. The transcript is spliced from 8 exons. The record is from RefSeq and is a predicted model, not a curated record. Gene Ontology annotation, molecular function: DNA binding. Bases 32 to 1576 code for a protein of 514 amino acids.